AUGGCGAACCUCAACCAAGGGCUGCCUCAAACCCCAUUCAACCCGUAUGCGGAAGACCCAACAGCCCUUGCCUCCACUGGAGCAUUCUUCCAACAGCAGAACCCCUUCGCGGCUCACACGCAACCACUCCAGUACCACCUGUAUGCUCCACUAGGGCAACAUCGCGAGGGCCUCCUACCAUACCAGAGGCAAACAAAUGAUUUCUUUCUGCCAGAGAAGAUCCGCGAGGAUGCUCAGCGAAAGCUAGAAGCUGCCCAUCAAGUUAUGAACAGGUUCGUGCACUCGCGCUACGUGGCCCAAUACAUGCUGACAGGUUCAGACUUUCGGCUAUCGAACGAGCAAGCCAUUCGUCUCGUCAAGGAGUGGAAGAAAGUCCACAACGGAAGUGUCGUCUCGGUGCACAGCGCAUUCACGACGCGUAAAUUCCAAGACAGCUCCAUCAUCUUUGUCUAUGACUACCAUCCUCUUUCGAAAACGCUGGCUCAGCAUCAUUUCCCGCAACAACAAACCAAUAGAUACAACACAAGGCCGACCGUCACUGAGGAUGUAAUGUGGAGCUACAUCACCCAGCUUGCGAACGCCCUCCAGGCAAUACAUAAACUCAACCUUGCGGCGCGCUGCAUCGACGCUAGCAAAAUAAUCCUGACGGAGAAAAACAGGAUACGACUGAGUGCAUGUUCCAUUCUUGACGUCUUGCAUUACGAAGUCCGGAGACCAUUGGGAGAACUUCAACAAGAGGACUUGACCCAGGUCGGCAGGCUCAUGAUCUCCCUGGCCAGUAACACCCCGGCCAAUUCCAUUACGGCCAACAACGUCAACAUUAUCAUGCAGCAGAUGGGCAAUAUGUUUUCUGAGCCACUCGUCAAUAGUCUGAUGUGGCUUGUCUACCCCAGCCAAAAUGGCGAGACUAAAACUAUCGAGACAUUCCUCUCCAAGAUUUCAAGCCAAAUUAUGGCGAAUUUGGAUAUGAUGCUGCAUCAAAAUGAUGCGCUGACGUCAAACCUGUACUCAGAGAUUGAGAACGGCAGGCUCUUCCGCCUGCUGUGCCGAUUGGGCACCAUUAACGAGCGACAGGAGUUUGACGGAGACCGCCAGUGGUCGGAAAAUGGCGAGCGUUACAUGCUCAAACUGUUCCGAGACUACGUCUUCCACCAGGUCGACGCCAACGGUCAGCCGGUCGUGGAUUUAGGACAUAUCGCUUGGACUAUCAUGAGGGCUGACAGCGCGAUGGCCAACGUGAGCCCGUGUCUGGCUCGUGUGGCUUGGCCGCUGUCUCUCCAAACUGACGUCGGCCCGGUCCCGAGAACAUUCAGGUAG
Molecule: messenger RNA, 1317 nt
Organism: Verticillium alfalfae VaMs.102
Lineage: Eukaryota; Fungi; Ascomycota; Sordariomycetes; Glomerellales; Plectosphaerellaceae
Product: PAB-dependent poly(A)-specific ribonuclease subunit PAN3
Exons: 4
Coding region: 1-1317 (438 amino acids)
Biological process (GO): nuclear-transcribed mRNA poly(A) tail shortening; mRNA processing
Cellular component (GO): P-body; PAN complex
Molecular function (GO): poly(A) binding
Source: RefSeq, a predicted model, not a curated record